UGCCUCACACCGUCUCUCUCCACGCUGCUAUAUACACCUGGAAGUCCUGCGCGAAGCAGGCAGAGUAGAGAGACGCUGGCUCGUUUGAAAGACUAACUUGACCGUUGAAUCACUGGAUAACGGUGCACACGGAAGAGCCCAGAGCAGGGCUAGGACCUGCGAGAAAGACGUGUAGUGGCCGCUCCUCACUCAGCCACGAUGCCCGAUUUUAUUUUAGCCUUUUUAACCAUAUCGGGAUUAUUUCCAAUGGCCAAAUUGCUGACAGCGGUCGGAGCCGAGCAAGAAGCCCCUGUGUGUGACGUGGGCGAGUAUCUGUGCCAUGACCGGCAGACAUGUGUGUCUGUGCGGUGGCUCUGUGAUGGGGAGGAUGACUGCUCAGAUGGUUCUGAUGAGGGCCCAGACCAAUGUUCUGGGGAAGUAGUGCUGAAAUGUCCACUCAAUCACAUACAGUGCAUAGGUACGAAGAAGUGCCUUCACUUCAACAAGCUUUGUGACGGAGCUCUGGACUGCAAGGAUGGCUACGACGAAGGAGUCCACUGUCGAGAGCUCCUGCCCUCAUGCCAUGAGCUGAGGUGCCAGUACGAUUGCGUCAUGACGCGGAACGGCACAAUCUGUUUCUGCGGCGACGGCUUCGAGGUGGACAAGGACGGGAAGAAAUGCAGAGAUCACGACGAGUGCUCUGUGUAUGGGACGUGUAGCCAAACUUGCCUUAACACCCACGGGUCGUACCAAUGCAGCUGCACGGAGGGGUAUACCCUGCAGAGCGACGGCAGGUCCUGUAAAGCCAAACACGAGCCUGGCGAUCGACCUCCAGUGCUGGUGGUAGCGAACCUGGACGUGAUCACGGUCACACAACUGAACGGAACGCCGGUGGCCAACAUGAAGUCUCUGGACACCAAUGCGACACAGACCCUGGACUUCAGGCACCGGGAGGAGUCCCUGUGCUGGCUCUCGUCGUCCUCGGAAUCUGUCGGUCACCUCUGGUGCACCUCCAUGAUGAAACUAAAAGGGUUUUCAGAGCCAAGACGGAUUCAUGUUGGACAAAACCUGCAAAAUGUGGAGCAUAUGGCCAUUGAUUGGCUCACAGGCAACUUUUACUUUGUGGACCGCAUCAGCGAUCGAAUAUUCGUCUGUAAUGAGCUGGGUGACUCCUGCGUCACUAUCAUCGAUCUGGAUAUCCAGAACCCCAAAGGGAUCGCUUUGGAUCCAAUGAUGGGGAAGUUGUUUUUCACGGAUUAUGGGAACAUGGCCAAAGUGGAGCGCUGCAACAUGGACGGCACCAACCGGACCCGGAUAGUGGACCACAGGACCGAACAGCCCUCGGCCCUGGCUCUGGACCUGGUCAGGAAGCUGGUGUACUGGGCGGACGUCUACCUGGACUACAUCGAAGUGGUAGAUUAUGAUGGGAGAAACAGGCACAGUGUCAUUCGAGGCCAGUCGGUGUCACACCUUCAUGGAUUAACUCUCUUUGAAGAUUAUUUGUUUGCAACCUGUGCUGAGCCCUUACAGGGAACCAAAGUGGACAUUUUGCAGAUAAAUCGCUUCAACAGCACACUCCCAAAGACUGUUGUCACGCUGCCGACUUCCAAAGCAAUACGUGUUUACCACAAACUCACUCAGCCAACAGUGAAGGGCCACGCUUGUGAGCCUGACUCCUAUGGCAAGCGCGGAGGCUGCUCCCACAUCUGUCUGCUCAGCAGCAGCUACAAGACUCGCGUGUGCCGCUGCCGCGCCGGCUUCGCCCUGGGUGCCGAUGGACAAUCGUGCAAAAAACCCAAGAACGAGCUGUUCCUUUUCUACGGGAAAGGCAGACCUGGAGUCAUCCGAGGCCUGGACGUGAAAACCAAACCGGGUGACGAGCACAUGAUCCAGAUCGAGGGCCUGGUGAGCCCCCGAGCGCUGGACUUCCACGCAGAGACAGGUUACAUCUACUUUGCCGACACCACCAGCUUCCAGAUCGGCCGACAGAAAAUUGAUGGCACCGGCCGUGAAACUAUCCUGAAGGAUGACCUCGACAACGUGGAGGGGAUUUCGGUGGACUGGAUCGGGAACAACUUGUACUGGACCAACGACGGCUACAGGAAGACGAUCAGCGUUGCUCGGCUGGAAAAAACGGCCCAGAGCAGAAAGACUCUCCUGGAGGGAGACAUGACGCAUCCCAGAGCCAUUGUAGUGGACCCGCUCAACAGUUGGAUGUACUGGACAGACUGGGAGGAAGAUGAGGUGAAUGACAGCAUUGGUCGUAUCGAGAAGGCGUGGAUGGACGGGUCACACCGGCAGAUCUUCGUCACCUCCAAUAUGUUGUGGCCCAAUGGGCUGGCUCUGGACCACGCCGUUGGCGUCUUGUACUGGUGUGAUGCCUACUAUGACCACAUCGAGCGCAUCUUUCUCAACGGCACCCACAGAACGGUGGUGUACAAUGGGAAAGAGGUCAACCACCCGUUCGGGAUCACACAGCACCUGAAUCACAUAUUCUGGACGGACUAUAUGAAUGGAUCCAUCUUCCAACUGAACCUCCAGACGGCCCAGGUGAACCUGAUGAGGACUGAGCGGCCGCCACUGUUUGGACUGAGAGUGUAUGAUGCUCAAAGUCAACAAGGUGAUAACGCCUGUCGUAUUAACUAUGGGGGCUGCAGCUCGCUCUGCCUGGCCAUCCCUGGAGGCCGUGUGUGUGCCUGCGCUGACGACCAGACGCUGGAUAAGAACAACGUCACGUGUUCACGCACAUCCCAUAAGGCAGAGCCACAGCACUGCAGGAGUGAUGAGUUCCAGUGCAGGAACCUGCGCUGCAUCCAGCUCUCCUGGAAGUGUGACGGAGAUGACGACUGUCUGGACGGGAGUGACGAGGAGCCUCUGCUCUGCUUGAACCACAGUUGUCCAGUGGAUCAGUUCAAGUGCAUGAACAACCGCUGCAUCCCCAAGAAGUGGCUGUGUGAUGGCACCAAUGACUGCGGAGCCAACGAGGACGAGUCCAGUUUCACCUGCUCAGCUCAGACCUGCCAGUCGGACACAUACCCCUGCCUGAACGGACGCUGCAUCCCUGUCAGCUGGGCCUGCGACCGUGACGAUGACUGUGGAGACAACUCGGACGAGCCGACUUCGUGUGUUUUCCCCACAUGUGAACCUCUCACACAGUUCAGCUGCUCAAAUGGGAAGUGCAUUAGUGUGAAAUGGCACUGUGAUUCAGAGGACGACUGUGGAGAUGGCAGUGAUGAGCUGGGCUGCGUCCAUGCCUGCUCUAAUGCUCAGUUCCAGUGUGCCAGUGGGAAAUGUAUCCCUGAGCACUGGGUGUGUGAUGGGGACAACGACUGUGGAGAUCACAGCGACGAGAACGCCACAUGCACAGGCACAGUGGCCACGGCUCCGGUCAGUGAGUGCGGCGACGGAGAGUUCCACUGCAUCAGCGACGGCACGUGCAUCCCCGAGCGCUGGCGCUGCGACGGGGACAAGGACUGCGAGGACGCCAGCGAUGAGACCCGUUGCCACGGCACCCGCCGCGUCUGCGACCCCCAGGCCAAGUUCACCUGUAAGCUCUCAGGGAAGUGUAUCAGCCGCAGCUGGGUGUGUGAUGGCGACCAUGACUGUGAGGACCACUCGGACGAGGAGGCCUGCGAGGUGCCGGCGUGCAAACCCCCGCGCCACCCCUGUGCCAACGACACGUCGGUCUGCCUGCUCCCGGAACGCAUCUGCAACGGCCGCAGAGACUGUGCCGACCACUCGGACGAGGGGCCCUUCUGUGAUGAAUGCUCGGUGAGGAACGGGGGUUGUAGUCACCAGUGCUCUGUCGCCCCGGGCCGAGGGGUGGUGUGCUCCUGCCCCUCGGGCCUCCAUCUGGGCUCUGACAACCGCAGCUGCGAGGCGGUGGACUACUGCACCAAGCACCUGAAAUGCAGCCAGGUGUGCGAGCAGUACAAGACCACGGUCAAGUGCUCCUGCUACCCCGGCUGGAGACUGGACCCUGACGGCGAGGAGUGCCACAGCACAGAUCCCUUUGAGGCCUUCAUAAUCUUCUCAAUCCGCCACGAGAUCCGGCGCAUAGACCUGCAUCAGCGUGACUACAGCCUGCUGGUCCCAGGUCUCAGGAACACCAUCGCCCUGGACUUUCACUUCCUGCAGAGCCUGCUUUACUGGACAGACGUGGUGGAGGACAAGAUCUACAGGGGGAAACUAGCAGACGGUGGAGGGGUAAUUGGAGUUGAGGUGGUGGUGCAGCAUGGCCUGGCUACUCCAGAAGGCCUGGCCGUGGACUGGGUGGCCGGGAAUCUGUACUGGAUCGACAGCAACCUAGACCAGAUCGAGGUGGCCAAACUGGACGGAGCCUUGAGAAGCACGCUGAUCGCUGGGGGCAUGGAGCAUCCGCGAGCCAUCGCCCUGGACCCCGGGCAUGGUGUCCUCUUUUGGACAGACUGGGAUGCCACGUUCCCCCGCAUCGAGGGCGCCUCCAUGGACGGAGCCGGACGCCACGUAGUCUUCAAGGAGAUGGAGCUGGGCGCCUGGCCCAACGGCCUCACGCUGGACCACCAGGAGAAGCGCAUCGUGUGGACAGACGCCCGCUCUGAUGCCAUCUACUCAGCACUCUACGAUGGCAGCGGGCUCAUUGAGAUUCUCAGGGGGCACGAGUACCUGUCGCACCCCUUCGCUGUGACCCUGUUCGGCGGCAACGUGUACUGGACAGACUGGAGGACCAACACGUUGACCAGGGCCAACAAGUGGACUGGGGCCAAUGUCACAGUCAUCCAGAAGACCAGCGCCCAACCGUUCGACCUGCAGAUAUUUCACCCUAGCAGGCAACCUCAAGGUUCAAACCCAUGUGAGGCGAAUGGUGGCCGGGGACCUUGUUCCCACCUGUGUCUGCUCAACUCCAACCACACAGCCUCCUGCGCCUGUCCCCACCUCAUGAAGCUGGACGAAGACAACACGUCCUGCAUGUCGUUGAAGAGGUUUCUGUUGUACGCCCGGCGAUCAGAAAUCCGCGGAGUUGACAUUGACAACCCCUACUUCAACAUAAUCACGGCCCUAACCGUGCCCGACAUCGAUGACGUCACCGUGGUGGAUUUCGACUCGGCGGAGGAGCGCAUCUAUUGGACGGACGUGAAAACUCGCACCAUAAAGCGUGUGUUCAUUAACGGCACAGUGAUUGAGACGAUCAUAUCUGGGGAUCUGCUGAAUGUGAGAGGCCUGGCUUUAGACUGGCUGUCCAGGAACAUGUACUGGCUGAGCUCGGAGAAUGACGAGACUCAAAUCAAUGUGGCUCGUCUGGACGGUUCGCUGAAGACGUCUGUUGUUCACGGGAUUGACAAGCCCAGGUGUCUAGUGGUGCAUCCUGUCAAAGGGAAAAUAUAUUGGACUGAUGGUAAUACAAUAAACAUGGCAAACAUGGAUGGAAGCAACAGCAAGAUACUUCAUCAGAAUCAAAAAGAACCCGUUGGCCUGUCCAUAGACUUCCCAGAUGGUAAGCUGUACUGGAUCAGUUCUGGCAACGGCACCAUCAACCGCUGCAGCCUGGACGGAGGAGGCCUGGAGGUGAUCGAGGCCAUGAAGAAAGAGUUAAUGAAAGCCACCGCGCUGGCCAUCAUGGGAAGCAAGCUGUGGUGGGCAGAUGACAUAUCGGCUCAGAUGGGAACGGUGGACAAGCUGGAUGGCAGGAGCACGGUCAUCAUGAGGCACAAGACGACUGGGGUGGUCCACAUGAAGGUGUACGAUGAGGAAGGCCAGACAGGGCGAAACCCUUGUCAGGUGAAGAAUGGUGGCUGCUCGCAGCUUUGUUUCCCAAUGUCCGAAACAUCGCGGACCUGUGCCUGCACCAUGGGCUACAACCUCAAGAGCGAUCGCGUGUCAUGUGAAGGAGUUGGCUCGUUCCUGCUCUACUCUGUUCAUGAGGGCAUCAGGGGUCUGCCUCUGGACCCCGGUGAUAACUCGGAAACCCUGAUGCCAGUCACGGGUACAGUGUUUACUGUGGGGCUGGACUUCCAUGCCGGUAAUGACACAGUGUAUUGGACAGACAUGGGUUUAAACAAGAUCUCCCGAGCCAAGCGUGAUCAGACCUGGCGUGAGGACAUCAUCACCAGUGGGCUCGGGAGAGUAGAGGGCAUAGCCGUGGACUGGAUCGCAGGUAAUAUUUACUGGACGGACCACGGCUUCAGUCUCAUAGAGGUAGCUCGUCUCUCUGGUAUGUACCGGGCAGUGGUGAUCUCCGAAGGACUUGACCAACCCAGGGCCAUUGCACUGCACCCAGUGAAAGGGUUCAUGUUCUGGACAGAAUGGGGCCAGAGCCCUCGCAUCGCCAGGGCUCGCCUGGACGGAUCCGAUCAAGCCACGCUCGUCAACUCUGGCGUCACCUGGCCCAACGGGAUCUCCAUCGACUACGAGGAAAAUAAAUUAUACUGGUGCGAUGCCCGCAGUGACAAGAUAGAGAGGAUCAACCUUGAGAGUGGUGCGAAUCGAGAGAUUGUACUGUCAGCCAGCAAUGUGGACCUGUUUGCCGUGGCAGUCUUCGGGGCUUACGUCUACUGGUCUGACAGGGCCCACGCUGACGGCUCCAUCCGACGCGGCUCCAAAAACGACGCCAGCAACUCACAGACUAUCCGCAGCGGCCUCGGGGUCAACCUCAAAGACGUCAAAGUCUUUAACAAAGUCCGGGAGAAAGGUACCAACCCCUGCGGGCGAAACCCCUGUCAACAGCUGUGUUUCCACCUGGGUGGUGGCAAACGGUCAUGUGCCUGCGCUCACGGUUACCUGGACGAGGACGGACUCCGGUGCCACCGGCACCCGGGCUACCUGCUCUACUCCGAGAGAACUGUUCUCAAGAGCGUCCACUUGUCUGACAAGGGGAAUCUCAACUCCCCCGUCAGGGCCUUUGAAAACCCGGCUUACUUUAAGAAUGUCAUCGCACUGGCUUUUGACUAUCGCCAGGACACAGUGGGGACCAAUCGGAUCUUCUUCAGUGACGUCCUUUUUGGGAAUAUACAGAUGAUUAAUGAUGACUGGACGGAUCGCAGAAUCAUUGUGGAAAACGUGGGGUCAGUGGAGGGUCUGGCAUACCACCGCGGCUGGGACACGCUCUACUGGACGAGCUCCACCAGUGCCACCAUCAGCAGGCACACCAUCGAGCCCGGCACCCACGUCGCGUUCAACCGCGAGCCCGUUGUCAUCAUGGCCGAGGACGACCACCCCCACGUGCUCGCUCUAGACGAGUGUCAAAACCUGAUGUUUUGGACCAACUGGAAUGAGCAGCAUCCGUGCAUCAUGAGGUCCACCCUGGCAGGAAAAAAUAUCCGGGUCAUCAUCAGCACCGAGAUCGCCACCCCCAAUGGACUCACCAUAGAUCACAGAUCUGAGAAGCUGUACUUUUCUGAUGGAAGCCUGGGCAAGAUCGAGAGGUGUGACUAUGACGGCUCCCACAGAUAUGUGAUCGUGAAGUCCGGUCCAGGGACAUUUUUUGGCCUGGCCAUCUACGGAGACUUCAUCUUCUGGUCGGACUGGGUCCGCAGAGCUGUCCUGCGCUGCAGUAAAUUCACGGGUGCAGACAUGACCGUGCUCCGCGCCGACAUCCCGCACCAGCCAAUGGGAAUCGUCGCCGUUGCCAACGACACCAACAGCUGUGAGCUGUCACCCUGUAGGGUCAUGAAUGGAGGAUGUCAUGACCUUUGCCUGUUGACCCCUCACGGCACGGUGAACUGCAGCUGUAGGGGUGAACGGCAACUGCUGGAUGAUAACCGAUGUGUAUCCAGAAACUCAUCCUGCAACAUCCACAGUGAGUUUGAGUGUGGAAACGGAGAGUGCGUUGACUAUCAGCUGACCUGCGAUGGGAUUGCACACUGCAAGGACAAGUCAGACGAGAAAAUGCAAUAUUGUGAAAACCGAAGGUGCAGGCAGGGUUUCAAACCCUGUUACAACCAGCGCUGUGUGGCCAACAGCCGCUUCUGUGACGGAGUUGACCACUGUGGGGAUAACUCAGACGAGGUGUUCUGUAACAAUUCCACAUGCGGCGCCUCGGAAUCCCGCUGUCAGGACGGGGAAUGCGUCCCGAACUCGGCCUGGUGCAAUCAGAUUAUCGACUGCGCCGACGCCUCUGACGAAAAGAACUGCGAUAACAUGAGCUGUGUGGAUUACUACCGGCUGGGCGCGAGGGAGACGCCGUUCCUCAGCUGCAACUCCACGUCGCUGUGCAUCCACCCGUCCUGGAUCUGCGACGGAGCCAACGACUGCGGGGAUUACGCCGACGAAGCCCACUGCCAGGCGUCUGUUGGACACACUUGUGAAGACGGACACUUUGCCUGUCCCAGCGGAAACUGCAUCUCCAGCGUCUGGCUGUGCGAUGGACAGAAGGACUGCGAGGAUGGAGCGGAUGAGUUUCAGUGUGACUCCUCGUGUUUGUGGAAUCAGUUUGCGUGCUCCAAGCACAAGUGCAUUGCCAAGCAGUGGCUUUGUGACGGAGAGGAUGACUGUGGAGACGGCUUGGACGAGAGCGAAGGGAUUUGUGGGUCAGUGACGUGUGGCUCCGGUCUCUUCAGCUGCCCCGGCUCCUACGCCUGCGUGCCCAAGCGCUGGCUCUGUGACGGGGAGAGAGACUGUCCCGACGGCAGCGAUGAGCUGGCAGCCGCUGGCUGUGCUCCUAACACCACAUGCAGAGAAGGCACCUUCCGCUGUCGCAACCAGAAGUGCAUCCCUAGACAGUACGUCUGCGACCAUGACGACGACUGUGGCGAUGGCUCUGACGAACACCCACAAUGUGAGUAUCGUUCCUGCAGACUGGGCGAGUUCCAGUGUGCCGACGGCCGAUGUUUGCUCAGCACCCAGUGGGAGUGUGACGGUGUCUCAGACUGCCCAGACCACUCCGACGAGCUGCCACACAACCCCAAGUGCUCCGCCGCAGAAAGUUUGUGCAACGGUUCAUUCUUCAUGUGUGGAAACGGCCGUUGCGUACCACUGGCCAGCGUGUGCAAUCUCCGUGACGACUGUGGCGACCGCUCAGAUGAGAGGAACUGCAACGUCAAUGAGUGUCUCAACCGGCGCGUCAGCGGCUGCUCGCAGGACUGCCUGGACCUACCUGUGGGAUACAAGUGUAAGUGUUGGGCUGGUUUCUACCUGAAGAAUGAUGGGAAGACAUGCGUGGACAUAGACGAGUGUGUGCUCAGCUUCCCCUGCAGCCAGCAGUGUGUGAACACCUACGGCUCCUACAAGUGUGUGUGUGCCGACGGCUACGAGGCUCCCGCAGCCAAUCCACACAGCUGCAGGUCCACCUCAGCUGAAGAGCCUUUUCUCAUUCUCGCUGACCACCACGAGAUUCGGAAGAUCAGCGUUGACGGGUCCAAUUACACCCUCUUAAAACAGGGCCUCAACAGCAUUAUCUCCAUCGACUUCGACUAUAAAAAGGAAUUCAUCUAUUGGAUUGAUUCAAGUCGGCCAAGCGGUCGGAGGAUAAAUAGGAUGCGGUUGAAUGGCAGUGACCUCAAGAUAGUCCACAGGAGCUCAGUGCCUAGUGCUCUGGCCGUGGACUGGGUUGGAAAAAACCUGUACUGGUGUGACGCGGAGAAGAAGUCUCUGGAGGUGUCGAAGGCUAACGGCCUGUACCCCACCAUGCUGCUCAGUGCUGGGGUCCGAAACCCCGUCAGCCUGGCCCUGGACCUCCAGACUGCGCAAGCUUUCUGGAUUGACUGUUGUGAAGCUCCAUACAUUGGUCGUGUUGGGCUAGACGGUAGCCAACCCGAUGUAAUCAUCAAUGCUGAGAUGUACAACCCCACAGCCCUGGCCAUCGACUACGUCAACAAAAGACUCUACUGGGCCGACGACAGUCACAUCAUGUUUGCCAACACUGAUGGCACAAGAAGACAAAAAGUCCCUAAUCAAGACAUCCACGGGGUGCUGAGCCUGGCCCUGUUUGAGGACUACGUCUACUGGACGGAGGAGAAGUCCAAGUCCCUGAGCCGCGCGCACAAGACCUCCGGAGAGCACAGGGCCGAGCUGCUCAGCUCUUGGCAGCCAAUCAGAGACAUCAAGGUGUACCAUCCCUACCGCCAGCCCGAGGUGCCAAAGCACCAGUGCCAGGUGGCAAACGGAGGGUGCAGCCACCUGUGCCUGCUGGCGCCAGGGGGGAACUACAGGUGUGCGUGCCCCACCCACUUCUACCUGGCUGCCGACAACAAGACCUGUCUGUCCAACUGCACCGCCAGUCAGUUCCGUUGUGGUACAGAUGAGUGUAUUCCUUUCUGGUGGAAAUGUGACACAGUGGAUGACUGCGGUGAUGGUUCUGACGAGCCUGCAGACUGCCCCGAGUUUAAGUGCCAGCCGGGUCGUUUUCAGUGCGGGACGGGUCUCUGCGCUCUUCCUCCCUUCAUCUGCGACGGAGGAAGCGACUGCGGUGAGACAACUUGGUUGAAAACCAACUGCGAUACCUACAUCUGCCUGUCGGGCCAGUUCAAGUGCACCAAAAGUUGAAGUGCAUCCUCUGAACCCUGCGGCUGUAACGGACAGGGCGACUGCGAGGAGGAGGAGAGAGAGAGAGAUGUUAGAGAGACCACGUGCUCCCCAAACGAGUUCCAGUGUAAGACCACAAUGCAUUGCAUCUCCAAGCUGUGGGUGUGUGACGAAGACCCUGACUGCGCCGAUGGCUCGGACGAGGCCAAUUGUGACGAGAAGACCUGCGGUCCUCAAGAGUUCCGCUGCAAGAACAACAACUGCAUCCCUGACCACUGGCGCUGUGAUGGCCAGAGCGACUGCGGGGACAACUCGGACGAGGAGAACUGCAAGCCAGUCACGUGCAACUCUAAAGACUUCAUGUGCACUAAUGGAGAGUGUAUCUCGGCACGCUUCCGCUGUGAUGGGGACUUUGACUGCGGGGACAACUCAGAUGAGAAAGACUGUGUGAGCCAUUGUUCGGCAGACCAGUUCCGUUGCCAUAACAACCUGUGCAUCUCCACCAAGUGGCUAUGUGAUGGUCAGGAGGACUGCAAGACAGGAGAGGACGAGCUCAACUGCCAGGGCACGGCAUCUCCCUCCUGCUCGGUAAGCGAAUAUGUCUGCUCUAGCGGUGGGUGUGUGUCUGCCACGCUCAGGUGUGAUGGCCACAAUGACUGUUCAGACGGCUCUGACGAGCUGGACUGUGCUCGUGAGUGCCAGGAAGAUGAGUUCCUGUGCCGUAACCGUGCCCACUGUGUUCCGGCACGUUGGCGCUGCGAUGGCAUCUAUGACUGCGUGGACCACAGCGACGAGGACAGCUGUGACCAUGGCGUGCAUUUAUGCCGCGCAGAUGAGUUUAUUUGCAACAACACACUAUGCAAGCUCCAUAUCUGGGUGUGUGACGGCGAGGACGACUGUGGAGACAACUCCGAUGAAGAUGCAGAAAUGUGUGCCAAGCUGCCAUGCCCUCCAAGCCGAGCUUUCCGCUGUAGGAACAGUCGAGUGUGCCUGCAUCCCGAACAGCUCUGCAAUGGAGCAGACGAUUGUGGAGACAACUCAGAUGAGGAAGAGUGUGAAAAUGUGGUGCGUAGGCCGAGGCCAUGCGGUAAGACUGAGUUCACCUGUAGUAACCACCGGUGCAUCCCUGCCGAGCUGCAGUGCGACCUGUUUGACGACUGUGGGGAUGGCGGCUCAGAUGAACAAGAAUGCAAAGCCUUGGUCAUGGAGGACGCGUGUCGUGGGAGAGCAAGCCUGUGUGGCGAGGACGCGGUCUGCAACCAAUCACGGCCCAACUCGGUGUGCCAGUGCAAGGCAGGCUUUCAGAGGAACUUGAGGAGAAAACAAUGCGAAGAGGUCAAUGAGUGCUUGGCCUUUGGCACAUGUUCCCAUUACUGCUACAACACUAAGGGCUCCUACAAGUGUACAUGUGACAGGAACUUUAAAGAAAUUGACGGCGAAUGUGUCACCAAAGGGCCAGAGGACCAGGUGCUGUACAUUGCUAACGACACGGAGAUCCGCAGCUUUGUGUACCCAUUCCAUCACAGCCAUGGCCACAAGCUGGUGGCCCGCAUUGAGGACAGUGCGCGCAUCAUCGGCAUGGACGCACUUUUCCACCGCCACACGUUUGUCUGGGCCACGCAGUUCAACCCAGGAGGCAUCUUCUACCGCGACACCCAGGACCGCAGUCCCUCAAAGACCAGCAGUGGGAUUGUUUGUCCAGACUUCCGGCGUCCACGUGAUAUCUCGGCCGACUGGGUAACGGGCAACCUCUACUGGACAGACCACUCCCGCAUGCACUGGUUCAGCUACUACACGGCCCACUGGCGCAGGCUGCGCUACUCCAUCAAUGUGGGCCAGCUAGGUGGACCCAACUGCACACGCCUCAUCACCGACAUUGCUGGCGAGCCCUACUCCAUCACGGUCAACCCCGUCCGAGGGAUGAUGUACUGGACUGUAAUAGGAGACCACUCCCAUAUCGAGGAGGCAGCUAUGGAUGGGUCUAUGCGGAGGGUCUUGCUGGAUAAGAACUUGAGGAGGCCUACAGGUCUGGCGAUCGACUACUUCAAUCAGCGGCUCUACUGGGCGGACGCCGAGCUGUCCGUCAUCGGUAGCGCGCGCUUCGACGGCUCGGACGUGGUCGUGGCCGCCAGCAGCCGACACGGCGUUUCCCAGCCGUCCCGCAUUGACCUGUUUGAGGACUACAUCUAUGGCACCGGCGUCAAGCACGACGUGUUCCGCAUCCACAAGUACGGCAAGCACCCCGUGGAGCGUCUGCAUCUGGGGACCGAGAAGCCAUCCAGCAUCUUGGUCUUUCAUCGCUUCAAACAACAAGAUGUUUCCAACCCGUGUGCGAAGAUGAGCUGUGACUUCAUGUGCCUGCUCAACCCGAGUGGCGCCACGUGCACCUGCCCGGAGGGAAAGAUUCUCGUCAACCGAACGUGCACUGACACCAACACCUCAGGGGAGCUGUGUCGGCCGGCGUGUGAGAAUGGGGGCCGAUGCGUUACCAAUGAGAAGGGCGAGUCUCGCUGCUACUGCUGGCCCAACUUCUCUGGGGAGAGGUGUGAAGUGAACCACUGCAAAGACCACUGUCACAACGGUGGCACCUGCUCUGGAUCGCCCCUAGGGAGGCCGACGUGUCGCUGUGCAACCGGCUUCACGGGCCCGCAGUGCGAGAGGCCAGUGUGUGACGGCCACUGCCUGAACGGCGGCACCUGCGACGUGAGCCUCGGCAACCAGCCCACGUGCCGCUGCCUUGCCGAGUACACCGGGGACCGCUGCCGUUACCAUAUCUGCCAUCACUACUGCGUAAACGCCAAGGCCUGUACACUGUCCGGCACGGGCCAUGUGGAGUGUGUGUGUCCCACGCAGUACGAGGGGCUCAGGUGUGAAGUGGACAGGUGUCUGUACUGCCACGGGGCGCCCUGUAUUGUCGACCAUGACUCAGGAGAUGUCUCCUGCAACUGCACCAAUGGCAGGAUAGCGUCCAGCUGUCAAUUGUGUGACGGCUACUGCUACAAUGGGGGCACCUGCCACCUCGACCCUGAGACCAGCCUGCCGUUCUGCCAGUGUUCAGCCAACUGGUCAGGAACACAGUGUGAGAAACCCGCCCCCAAGAGCAGCCGCUUGGACAACAUUAGUGGGAGAAGCAUAGCCAUCAUCGUGCCCUUGGUUCUCCUGGUGAUUAUCGUCAUGACUGUGGUGGUGGGGGUGCUCAUUUGCAAGAGAAGGCAGAGGGGUAAACGCGUGCAGAGGCAGCCCAUGGCCAACGGGGGUCUGAAUGUGGAGAUCGGCAACCCGUCCUACAACAUGUACGAGGUGGACCACGACAAUCACGCCGACGCGGGGAACCUGCUGCACCCCAACUUCACUCUGGACCCACACAAGGGCUGGUGUGUGCGCUCCAGUGAACCUCCUCGCUGUGUCCCCGUCCAUCCGGUCCCUGUCCCAAAGGAGAUGAUUCCAGGACAGGCACUAAAUUACGCCAACCCGGUCUAUGCCAAGAUGUACGUUGACGGACAGCAUUGUCGAAAGCCGGUGAUAACCAUGGACGAGAGGAGAGAGCUGCUCCCAAAGAGGCUCGAGGUGGCCAUUCGAGAGACGGCAGCGUAGCACCCUUUUUACCACCACUGCUUUUCUAUGCCUAUACAGAUGUACAGAAGAGAAAAGAAGACAAAAAAAUGAACGACGACAAAGAAACACUUUUGUAUGUUUCAUCCGUUUCCUCCACCACAACCUCACCGGUCCAACAGUUGUAAGAAUCAUGGAUAUCUGUUGCUUUAUUUGCAUAUCAUACAAAGUAUAUGCCAGUGCACUAUACAAACCACAACCACAAUAAGAUAUUAUGCUGCUGUUAUACCAAUUAUUAUAUUGUUGUAUUUACUUUGAGUUAACAAAGAUUAAGAGGAUUUAUUCAGUAUUCAUCGUUAUUUCUGUAGGAGUUGUUUAAUGAAUUCAUAUGUGCACAGUUGCCUUUGGUAACUAAUUUACCAACACACAUUGAUUAUAUGCCCAAGUUGCCUAUCCCAUAUAUCAGAUUAUCACAUAAGAACCAACCUCUUUUCACAUGAAUUCAAUUUCACAGUCUAAUUUGUUUCUGUUUGCUGGGAUUUGUUUUGUUUGUUUUGUUUUGUCGUAUACAUAUGUGUGCGUCUGUCUGUUGAAGCCUAUGUUUAUUUAUUGUCAUUUUGUGUUAGGAUUUUGAUUACUGAUAGAUUUAACAUUCUUCAUUCGUUCAGAAGGCCAUUUGCAAGUUCCUUUCACCCAUCACCUUUGCUUGAUACUUGUAGACACAAGUUGGUUUUUUUUUAAGUUAGCCACAGCCAUGUUAACCUGUCACUAAGCUGUCACCAAAUGGUUUAGAACUGUGUGUUGUCACAAUCAAAAGGUAAUUCUGAAUAUGGUCAUUUUCAUUUUGAUGAGGUCACAGACUGUUUGUAAGGGACUGAAUGAAGAUGAACACGAGGAACAAAAUGGGCUCCUACAUUCUUAUUUUAGAGACAAUGAAGAACCAAAACCAUUGCGCCAUCUUUAACAGAAAAAAAAUAUCUACACGCACAUAGAUUUACAAAGUUUUAUAAUUUUGUAUUUGAUUUAUAUGUCGAGUUGGCUUGUACUUUAAGGAAGUGUAUUAAAUGUAUUACUUUUAUACGAAAUGUACAGUACAUCAGUAUAAAAUAAAAAGGGUUUUAUUGCCAUUUGAGAUGAA
This is a messenger RNA of Alosa alosa (allis shad), 15106 nucleotides long. RefSeq names its product low-density lipoprotein receptor-related protein 1B-like. Lineage: Eukaryota; Metazoa; Chordata; Actinopteri; Clupeiformes; Clupeidae. The record is from RefSeq and is a predicted model, not a curated record. Gene Ontology annotation, molecular function: calcium ion binding; protein binding.